This is a messenger RNA of Dioscorea cayenensis subsp. rotundata (Guinea yam), 1328 nucleotides long. Its product is annotated as 1-acyl-sn-glycerol-3-phosphate acyltransferase-like. NCBI's taxonomy places the organism in Eukaryota, Viridiplantae, Streptophyta, Magnoliopsida, Dioscoreales, Dioscoreaceae. Gene Ontology annotation, cellular component: endoplasmic reticulum; membrane. Bases 1 to 1134 code for a protein of 377 amino acids. Gene Ontology annotation, biological process: phosphatidic acid biosynthetic process. The transcript is spliced from 6 exons. The record is from RefSeq and is a predicted model, not a curated record. Gene Ontology annotation, molecular function: 1-acylglycerol-3-phosphate O-acyltransferase activity.
AUGACGGGUCGGGGUCCAGGACGACAUAGAAAAGCUCUCGUUUUUCUCUCUCGACCAGACAAACAAAGAUUGUGUCUUUUCUACUUGAUCUUCUUCAAUCCGAGAGCUUUCAUUCAGUCUAUAAAUCAUCGAAUCCUUGAUAAACUUCUCCAAUGUCCAUUGAUUCUUGCUUUGGUUGUUGUUGAUCUUGUUGGUGGUUUGUUCAGUGAGGGAAAGCAUGGAUUUUUGGAGUGUUUGUUCCUUCUUGCGUGGGCCGUCGGUUUUGAGAGUUUUUUUGAGACGAGUUUCCGCCAGUCGGACACGCCGGCGCCGCAGCAGAAGGCGGCGGCGGCGGCGGCGGCAGUGCAGAAAAGGAAGGCUGAGGAUUGGUAUGAGGAUGAUGAUCGGUUUUGGACUGUGAUUUUAUCGGUUUUUAGGAUUGUUGUUUGUUUUCUGGCGAUGAUGGUGACGACGGCGCUGUGGGCGGUUGUGAUGGUGGUGCUGUUGCCUUGGCCUUAUGAGAGAGUGCGGCAGGGGAACUUGUAUGGGCAUGUCACUGGGAGGAUGCUGAUGUGGAUUUUAGGAAACCCCAUAACAAUCGAAGGUUCAGAAUACGCCAACACCCGUGGUAUUUACAUCUGCAAUCAUGCAUCACCUUUGGACAUUUUCCUUGUAAUGUGGCUCACUCCAACUGGUACCGUUGGCAUUGCGAAGAAAGAGAUCAUAUGGUAUCCCUUAUUUGGGCAGCUUUAUGUGUUAUCAAACCAUCUCCGCAUCGACCGAUCUAACCCCAUGGCUGCAAUUGAAUCAAUGAAAGAAGUGGCUCGUGCAAUAGUCAGGAAUAAAUUGUCACUAAUUAUAUUUCCAGAAGGCACUCGAUCGAAAACCGGGAGGCUGCUACCGUUCAAAAAGGGAUUUGUACAUAUAGCAUUACAAUCUAAAUUGCCUAUAGUUCCAAUGGUUUUAACUGGCACACAUCUUGCAUGGAAGAAGAACAGUUUGCGAGUCAGACCGGCACCACUCACAGUGAAAUACCUCCUGCCGAUAAAAACCGAUGAUUGGGAAGCAGACAAGAUCAAUGAGUAUGUAGAAAUGGUGCAUGACUUGUAUGUCAAUCACUUACCAGAGUCUCAAAAACCUCUCAAUUCUGACUGAGAAGAUUCAGACAAGAGUUCAAAAUCAUUCUGAGAAGAUGCUGGUCAUAUGUUUAUAUAUUUUGUUUGAUUAGUACAGAGCCAAUAUGUACUGAUAAACACCGAGAAGUUUUGUAAGUUAUAACAUGGUCUUUGGUUUAGUGCCAUUGUAUAUAGAGGUUAAAAACCAGCAUUCAAGGUUCUUGAAUGGUUGAA